Messenger RNA from Diorhabda carinulata, 689 nucleotides. Its product is annotated as nuclear envelope phosphatase-regulatory subunit 1-like. The transcript has 4 exons. Gene Ontology annotation, cellular component: cytoplasm; Nem1-Spo7 phosphatase complex. Lineage: Eukaryota; Metazoa; Arthropoda; Insecta; Coleoptera; Chrysomelidae. The record is from RefSeq and is a predicted model, not a curated record. Bases 242 to 625 code for a protein of 127 amino acids.
AACUCAUAUAAUUUCUAUUCUAUGGUUUUUAGUGGAAAGUAUUACGAAAAAUAUAAUAGAGUUAAAUGUUUUUUUCUGUCAGUGGGAUUUUUAUACAAGCUGUCAUUUUUGUUGGCAGUAUUUUCAAAAGUAAGGUUAAGUUUCAUUGUAGAUGUUUGAUUUUGAGUACUUGAAUCGAUAAUAAAUGUAACAUUUUAGAAAAUAAAGUGACUAUUGGACGAGUUCCAAUUAAAUCCGAAGAAUGUCUUUAGAACAAACAGCAUGUGAAGAUUUGAAGGCUUUCGAAAGACGUCUGACUGAAGUAAUAGCUUGUUUACAUCCUUCUACAACGAGAUGGAGAAUUGUACUUCUUGGCGUUUCCCUGUGCGUUGCAACGGGGGCUAGUCAAUGGAUAUUUGAUCCAGAAACUCGGAUAGUCUCUUUAUCACAAUCUUUAACUAAUCAUCCAUUUUUCAUUCUGUCUACAAUAGUUUUAAUUGUGAUAUUGUUACUUGGAGUACAUAAAAGAGUAAUUGCAGCUUCAAUAAUUACCUCAAGGACACGAGAAGUUUUAGGAGAUUUCAAUAUGUCUUGUGACGACAGUGGUAAACUAAUUCUGAGACCUAGACCAACCAAUAUUACAUGACAAUUAUGUUUAUCUAGUAGCAUUUUGUAAAUACUUGUUCCAAUAGAAAAUUGUUUUCUUAAAA